GAAAAGCAAGGUGGAAAGGCAAAAGCUAUAUCAAGCAAAAUACAGAGUGUGUAGCAUACUUUUGAACUGGUGACAAGAAUUUAGAUCAAGUGAUGAUGCAUGUUGUGUCUCCUUUUUGUAUUAUGUCUAUGUGCCUAAUGUAUGCAAUUGAAAAAAAUGCAUUUGGCUGCUUGAAGGGAGCUUUGUUGACAUAUGGGGAUCUCUUUAUUUGCAGUACUGCUGCAGCUAACUUAGCUUGGUUGUGUACUAGGCUAGGAGUUGUGUAAUCUCAUGACGAGUUAAUUUCUCGUCCCUAGAUUUUUUAUGAUGUUACUGUAUUCAGCUGCUGUAUAAUAGUGUACUAUUACAUUUCUUAUAUUUUAUUUCAAUGAAGGCAAUAUUUUGCCAAAGAAAACCAUGAUUCAGGCAUAUUCUUUUCUUAUCUAUGUGCACACCCCUGCUCAUCUUUGUGUGGAUAGAUGAGGCACAUUUGAAGCAAUAGUUCAUUUUAUUAUUCGUCAAUGUGUGUACUUUGCUGUUUAAGAUGAGGUUAUGUAUUUUCUGGUUGGAGGACCACCCUUUCAUGGAUUGUAUGUUUAUCUUCCUCUGCUGUGUUUGUCAGGUUUAUGAAGAUGAAAGAAAGAGCUAUCAUUGUGUCCCUGUGGUUAUUCACGUUGAUUCACAAACAUAAUCGGAGAAAAAAGGCAGGAGAUGUCUCAAAGUGUGUCAACCUUCUAAUUCUAUGACACCAGCAAUUGGCAUGGUCCUGGUUGAUAUUGAGAAUGAGAAGCCCAUCAGAUAUUUUUCCCAGGAACUGAAGGCAGCUACAAACAAUUUCGCAGAAUUCCUGGGGAAGGGUGUUAUGGUAAAGUUUACGAAGGAAACUUACGCAAUGAAAACUUACCAGGUAGGAGACCGGUGGCUGUAGAGGUUCUAGAAGCUCGCUCUGAUCAGAAAGUAGAGGAUCAGUUCUUGGCAGAAUUGAGAACCUUCGCUAGAGCCCGCCAUGUCAAUCUUAUUCAACUACUCGGGUUUUGCUACGAUGCAGACUUGCAAGAUCUUGUUUAUGAAUACAUGGAAGAAGGCUGCCUGGGAGGAAAUUCUGCCCCAAAGUUGCUGAUUUUGGAUUGGCUCUUCUUUUUAACCGGCAGAAGAAAGAAAUCACACUGACACAUUUCAGUGGUACUAUUGGAUAUGCUGCACCAGACCUCUACAUCCCUACAUUGCCCCUAACACACAAGUGUGAUGUUUAUAGUUUUGGGAUGCUUUUGUUUGAGAUUCUGGGUCGGAGGAGAAAGAUGGAUGAGGCCUUCCCUGACAGUCAGAUGUGGUUUCCCCAAUGGGUGUGGAAGAAAUGGGAAAAUGGGGAGUUCCAAGACUUGAUGAAGGUUUGUAGGAUCAAUAAGAGGGAUAGAGAGAUGGCAGAGAGAAUGGCGAAGGUUGCUUCUUGGUGUGUUCAGCAAAUCCCUAAGGCAAGGCCUAAGAUGAGUCGUGUGGUGCAGAUGUUAGAAGGACAUGGUGAGAUCCAGCCUCCCAUGAAUCCGUUUCUGCACUUGAUGCAGAAAUCUCCCUUCCCAGACUGGAUUGUCAAGUUUACAAUCGGUCAAUCACAGAGAGUAGCACCCCAGAAAAAUUUGAAACAGCCACUGAAUCGUCACCCCGUUUCUGUCCUUACUCGAGCACUCCCAUCAUGCGCAAGUGUGAGAUUGAGAUUUGCUAAACCUUCGUCGUAAACAAAAAUUUGCUUGCAAAUUCAUCAGCAGUACUUUUAAUAAGAUAUUUUCUUACACAGUUACACUUUUGAGAGGUUAUCUAUGGUUUGAAUUUGAGAUCUUUUGCCUUAUUAUCUCAGCCUUAGCUUAGGACUUAGGAGGCUCGCUUGUGAAGCAAAGCCCUCUUUUCAGCUUCUGUGCAUCUUCUCCUUUUGUUUUGGUGGCAACGAGCUACUUUUAUUCUAUGUAAUUUCUUUUCUCUUUUAUGUUUUUUUUUUUGACAAGAAAAAAUACAAUAUUAAGUUAAUC
Molecule: messenger RNA, 2000 nt
Organism: Rubroshorea leprosula
Lineage: Eukaryota; Viridiplantae; Streptophyta; Magnoliopsida; Malvales; Dipterocarpaceae
Source: the annotation of a GenBank genome assembly